AUGAAUCCAAUACAAUUACCUGAGUAUACUUUACGAUUCCAUAAGUCAAGUGUGACGGAUUUGCUAGUCCUUGAUCUGCCACAAGAAGUUGCACCGUUACUUGUAUCUGGAGACGCAACCGGUAAGAUAUGUCUAUGGGACCUAAUUAGAAGAAGACCCAUAUCUAGUCAUUGCAUUGAAAAUGAACCACAAAUUGUAGCGUUGCAGUAUGUGGAUGAUGGUCUUUUAGCAGUUUUAGACAAGCAACAUAAGUUACGGUUCCUCAAAAUUGAUGGUUCAUGGGAACAAGUUUAUGAAAUUCCUGUUAAUACUUUAAACUUUGCCAAUUUUUUGGUCCAGAGACUUGACACUGGUUGGUAUCGGUUGAUAUGUUGCAAUACCCAGGAUUCAGAAUCCAUUGAUAUCUAUGAGUUUCACCUAUCCAGUUUACACUCUCUCAAAAGGGUUCACAAAGGGUUGAAAUUUUACCAAGCCAUAAGUUCCUUGAUAUUACCAGCUGGAUUCAAAUUGGAUAAAUUAGGGAUUGUUAUGAAAUUCACAGAAUGGCACGGUGUUAUAUUCUGCGGUAUGGAAAGUGGGUUUGUCAUUGGAUUCAACUUAAUCGACGAUGGUCAAGUGGAAAUCGUAUAUGUGUCCCAUGUACACUAUCCUAAUCCCAUCUUAGAUCUUUAUCCAGGGAAAGAUAACAUUUUGAGCUCAUCUACGGAUAAUAAAAUUGGUAUCCAUGACCUGAAUUGCCAACAAGACGAAAGGCCCAAUUUCGAGCGCCAAUCUCCAAUAUUAUUAAAAAAAGAGCUACAUUCCUUGAGUGCCAAUUUUAAACAAGUUCCAAUCUCUGAAGUAGCUCAUAUCAAAAAAAUUGAGAAUUUAUUACUCUUAUCGAGCUGGUUUGGAGAAACUGUAGUAACUGAUGAACAAAUUGAAUUAUUAGCCAAGUUUUCCAAGUCGAAGAGCAUUGUGGAAGUUAAUGAAAACCCACAAGGAAAUCUGCAGAGCAAUAAUACUUCUUCCAAGAGCAAAAAUCCAAACUGUAAAGUCAGCUCCUUGGAGGGUCUUUCCAGUUCAAAUUCGAAAGACUCAAACUACGUGAUCUCUACCAACGUGGGACAAAGGCGUAGGAUUGAAAGAUUUUUACAAAACAGUUGGUGUAUUAUAGGUUAUGAUGACGGGAACAUAGCAUUUCACCGUUUGUAA
Messenger RNA from Zygosaccharomyces rouxii, 1194 nucleotides. It is a transcript of the gene ASA1, whose product is annotated as Asa1p. The transcript has a single exon. Lineage: Eukaryota; Fungi; Ascomycota; Saccharomycetes; Saccharomycetales; Saccharomycetaceae. Gene Ontology annotation, molecular function: protein binding. The coding region runs from base 1 to 1194 and encodes 397 amino acids. The record is from RefSeq and is a predicted model, not a curated record.